Messenger RNA from Haliaeetus leucocephalus (bald eagle), 789 nucleotides. It is a transcript of the gene LRRC18, whose product is annotated as leucine rich repeat containing 18. The record is from RefSeq and is a predicted model, not a curated record. NCBI's taxonomy places the organism in Eukaryota, Metazoa, Chordata, Aves, Accipitriformes, Accipitridae. Bases 1 to 789 code for a protein of 262 amino acids. Gene Ontology annotation, molecular function: protein binding. The transcript has a single exon.
AUGGCCAAGGGGAAAGCAAAAGGUCAAAAAGGUAAAAAGAUCACCUUGAAAAUUGCCAAAAAUUCCAUCCGGAUAUCUUUUGAUGGAGGGCGCCGUCUUGACUUAAGCAAGAUGGGUAUCACCACCUUCCCCAACUGCAUUCUGAAACUGGCUGAUGUGGAUGAACUUGAUCUGAGCAGAAACAUGUUAAAAAAGAUUCCAAGCAGCAUUGAGAAGUUCCAGAAACUGCGCUGGCUGGACCUGCAUAGUAAUCAGCUUGAGGAGCUGCCCAAGGCAAUAGGUACACUUCAGAACCUCUUCUACCUGAAUAUAUGUAACAACAAGCUGACCACCAAAAAUCUGCCAGAAGAGUUGAACCUUCUCAGGAACCUGCGUAUUCUUAACCUUGGCUUGAACUGUCUUGACAGUAUUCCCAGCAGUCUUGGGGCCCUGAAGGAACUUAAUGAGAUAGGUCUCUUUGACAAUGCCUUGACCACCAUCCCAAACAGUGUGAAAAAGCUCCCCAAACUCAAGAAACUGAAUGCAAAAAGAAACCCUCUCCCAGAUACAACAGAACAAGAAGAGCAUGCUGACUCUGUUAAACGCACAGAAAUGCUUUACUUAGUACAAGAUAAAGACCUGUGCUCUUCCUGCCUGAAGAUGUGUCAGGAUGAGAGGGACAAGCUGAACAAGCUAAAGAAUGUGACACCUAGCCCCUCAAAGAAGCCAAGUUUCCCUUUACUCCUUACACCCAAUUCCACUGCAAAGGAUAAUCAGGAAGAAUGGAGAUUAAGAGGCAAACAUCCCUGA